UUUGCUUCCAUUUUUAGCGAAGAGGGUCGGUCAAAUGAGGCGUCUCCUCGGUCGCAAGCGUAGUCAAAACCCUAGAAGCAUCGUCCGUGAGCGGCCCUUAUCAAAGCCUGACAUUUUGACCCAACGGAAAGGAUGGUAGACGAGAGAGUAAGUUGGCCGUUAGUAUUUGGAAUUUCGCCAGCUAAGACUUGCAGAUGGGUCGCCUGCCGCACAAAUGUCGCGUUUGUUGCCUGGCGGAAUCACGGUGCGUUUCGAAGCAUCCUCCCACGACCCAUUCACCGAUCGCCAUCGAUGAUACAGAGGAAGACGAAGAAAGAAAGGGCGAAGUCUUUUUAUAGCGUUCUCUCCUCUUCAUUCUUCGCCGCCCCUUGUUUACGUCGUCCCUGGUGUUUUACUCCUCCACCGCCUCCUCCUAAAUUCAGCCGUGCUGUGUAGGGCAUCCCCUUCCUCCCCUCCCGGCGUGUCACAAGCCUGGAUUUGAGGUCUUGCUAUCUGUCUGACCUUUUGUUUGAUCUGAGGCUCCAAAAAUCCCACAUUUCUCCUCAUCUGUAAAUUUCCUUUUAUAAGCGGCUGAUUUGAACAUGGCUGGUUCUGAACAAACAGCCAAUGCCCCAUUGAUCCUAUCAUCUCCCUCCCGGCUGCCUGACUUCAAGCAAUCCGUGAAGCUCAAGUAUGUUAAACUUGGUUACCACUAUCUAAUUACCCAUGGAAUGUACCUAUUCCUUCUGCCUCUUGUUGCCAUUGUUGCCGCAUCCCUCUCCACCUUUUCCAUCAAGGAUGUCCAUGACCUUUGGGAGCAUCUUAGAUUCAACCUGAUCUCUGUCAUCCUUUGCUCCACACUUCUUGUCUUCAUCUCCACUGUCUACUUCCUCACACGCCCCAGACCUGUGUAUUUGGUUAAUUUUGCUUGUUACAAGCCCGAAGAUGCACGGAAAUGCUCUAGGCUAACGUUCAUGGAUAGAUCUAUUCAAACAGGCUCGUUUUCAGAAGAGAACCUUGCGUUCCAGAAAAAGAUUCUUGAAAGGUCUGGUCUCGGUGAAUCAACUUACCUCCCUGAGGCGGUCAUCAAUAUACCUCCGAACCCUUGCAUGGCCGAGGCACGGAAGGAAGCUAGAAUGGUCAUGUUUGGUGCCAUUGAUGAACUUUUGGCAAAGACAAAUGUCAAACCCAAGGACAUUGGCAUCUUAAUUGUCAAUUGUAGCUUGUUCAAUCCAACUCCAUCUCUUUCUGCCAUGGUUGUGAAUCAUUACAAGCUCCGAGGUAAUAUUGUCAGUUAUAAUCUUGGCGGAAUGGGGUGCAGUGCUGGUCUCCUUUCUAUUGAUCUCGCCAAGGACCUUCUUCAAGUCUAUCCCAAUUCUUAUGCUUUGGUUAUCAGCAUGGAGAACAUCACUUUGAACUGGUACUUUGGAAAUAACCGUUCCAUGCUUGUUUCCAACUGUUUGUUCCGUAUGGGAGGUGCUGCAAUUCUUCUAUCGAACAAGAGGUCAGAGCGCUGGCGUUCAAAGUACCAAUUGGUGCACUCGGUUCGCACUCAUAAGGGUUCUGAUGAUAAGUGCUUCAGUUGUGUCACCCAAGAAGAGGAUGAGAAUGACAAGGUGGGUGUGUCCCUUUCAAAAGACCUUAUGGCAGUUGCUGGUGAUGCUCUCAAGACCAACAUCACUACACUAGGUCCACUUGUCUUACCCGCGUCUGAACAAUUGAUCUUUUUGGCUACACUGGUGGCCAAGAAGUUAUUCAAAAUGAAGAUCAGGCCUUACAUUCCAGAUUUCAAGUUGGCCUUUGAGCAUUUCUGCAUUCAUGCUGGAGGAAGGGCUGUUUUGGAUGAAAUAGAAAAGAACUUGAAGCUCUCUGAUUGGCAUAUGGAACCCUCAAGGAUGACCCUCUACAGGUUUGGAAACACUUCAAGCAGUUCCCUAUGGUAUGAAUUGGCUUAUUCAGAGGGGAAAGGGAGGAUCAAGAAGAAGGACAGAAUUUGGCAAAUUGCAUUUGGGUCUGGAUUCAAGUGCAACAGUGCUGUGUGGAAGGCUCUGAGGACCGUCAAUCCUGCAAAGGAGAAAAACCCAUGGAUGGAUGAAAUUGAUGAUUUUCCAGUUGCAGUUCCAAAGGUUUCAACACUUUGACUAUGAACUGGGUGAUGUUGGAAGGUGCAUCUGUUCACAGGCAAAGGAUUUGAUUAAUUAGAUUGUAAGGUGGGAAAAAAUAGCAUUGGUUCAACUGGUGGAUUUAGGAGGUUGGAGUGAUGUUUAUCUAUUUGUUUUGGUUUAGAUCCAGAUGUUUCUUAUUAAAACUUGUCAUAAUCCAACUCUUGCACUAGCAUGUGUAUCCUGGAUGUCAGGUUGAUGUAUGUCAAAUACUUUUGGUUCUUCCAAGUUAUCCAAUAUUAUUUUGUAA
Molecule: messenger RNA, 2391 nt
Organism: Zingiber officinale
Lineage: Eukaryota; Viridiplantae; Streptophyta; Magnoliopsida; Zingiberales; Zingiberaceae
Product: 3-ketoacyl-CoA synthase 11-like
Exons: 2
Coding region: 582-2120 (512 amino acids)
Biological process (GO): fatty acid biosynthetic process
Cellular component (GO): membrane
Molecular function (GO): acyltransferase activity, transferring groups other than amino-acyl groups
Source: RefSeq, a predicted model, not a curated record